AUGGCUUCUUCCCAGCCGCAGCCGGGUAGCCAUGAAAACCAUAUAAUCAGUCAGAUCCUUGACGUCCUCAAAAAGCUGCAAGAGUUGCAGAAUCCAAUCAACAGAUCGAACCCUCCGGAUUCAACUUCAGCCGGAAAUUGGUCGCUAGUAACAUCGGCGAGCGUUGGUAAUCCUCCGAGCGGUGGCAGUGGAGCCGACAACCUCGUUGGGAACACACAGUUGGGGAGAACACAAAGUACACCUCUUCCUCAGAGAAAGGAGGUCAGCCUUGACGAGUUGAUUCGUAAGAUACAGAGUCAUGUCAAUCAACUGAAGCGCGAUGGGAUUAAGCUGGAAGACCUUCAGCAUCACGUGGAGAAGGAGCUGAGGAGACAUCUUACAAACCUUACUCAGGAUGACCUCAAGGACAACAGCAGGAACAUCUUUAACUUGAUGUGUCAGGUACCCUUGCUGCCCGACAAGCAGAAAAAAGGUGCAUCAGAUGCUCAGGAAGACGACGAAUACCGUGGAGGCAGAGUCGAUGUCUACUUGCCCGGUAUCCAUAAGAACAAGGCAGACCUCACUCAGACCGAGACCUACGCAUCAGUGAUCAAGAACUUUAAAAGUCUUGAUAUUCAGCACAUGCUGUGCCUGUUGAGUUUUGCUGUUUUCCCAGAGAACGGAGUGAUGAACAAAACGAUGCUGAUGUAUUGGUGGAUGGCUGAGGGCUUUCUUCCUGUCGAAGACGCUGGAACAUCGGUGGCAAAAAUCCUCGAAGAUUUUAAAAAGAUGGGUCUUAUUGAACCCGUUGAAGAUGAGCGGAAGAUGGAGCCUGCUAGUUAUAAGAUGCCACCUCUCGUGCAUUCUGCAGUGGUUCGUCUCUCGACUUCGGUGGGUCUUUUCGAUAUUUAUGAUGAAAAGGGGAAGCCGGCCAUGAAAAAAUCGGAAAAGAAAAAGGUAUGCCUUGUGGAAGGGUCAUCGAGCAAGGAUGAGACGAAAAUCACGAAAAUGCAGCCAGGGGACAUCGAGACCGUGUUCAAUGUGUCUGAGAGGUUCCCAGAUUUCACGUUCAAGUGGUUCAAACUGAUGAAGACGCUCAAGGUUCUCUACCUCGGGAGAUGGGAGAGAACAGCCAAACGCCACAUCGAGGUCGAGAGCCCCGAGCUUAUGAAAAAUCUGAACUCCCUGAGUGAACUGAGACUCCUGAGUUUACAAGGUAUCUCGAGGAUCGAGAGGCUUGAUGAUUCGGUGUGUAAGCUGCGGAAGUUGAUCAUCUUGGACCUGAGAGCAUGCUAUAACCUGGAAAAGCUCCCCGAGAAGAUAGAUUCGCUCGAGAAUCUGAUCUACCUAGACAUAAGCGAAUGCUAUAUGAUAGACCGAAUGCCCAAGAGAUUGGCGUGGCUGGAGAAGCUCGAAGUUCUCAAGGGCUUUGUGGUCAGUGACGCCGACGAGGAGACCACCUGUAGACUGAUCGAUUUGAAGCACUUGGAGAGACUGAAAAAGCUGAGUGUCACCAUAAACAAGACGGACUUCGACGUGAACAAACUGAAAGAGGCUCUUGUAGGGCUGAAAGCACUGGAAAAUCUGAAAGUGGCGUGGGGAGGCAUUUCGAAAGAUCAGAAGGAGAAGAAAACGGGUAUGGAUCAUCAGGCGAAAUCUGUUGUGAAGAACGCCGUCAAAGCGUUAUUUCGGCAACACGCAGGUAGGCAUGGAGAUGGCCCAGCGAAUCCCGGUUAUCGGUUGCAUAAACUGGACCUGCAGUGUUUUCCCGAUGCAGAACUUCCCGAGUGGCUUCAGCCGCGGAAUCUUAUUACGCUCAAGAAGCUCUACAUCAAAGGAGGAACAGAACUCAGUGGAUUAGGGGAGCUGCCAACGGUACCGACCCAUUGUGGGGUUGAGGUUUUACGUCUGAAAUUUCUUCCAAAGCUGCAGGUUGAGUGGAGAGACCUCAAGGGACUGUACUUUCCAAAGAUGGAAUUGUUGGAGAAGUACCAGUGCCCGCGUGUUGCGUUAUGUCCCUGUGAUGGAAAGGGCAUCUGGAAAGUCAACAAACCUUGAAUCGAGUGCCGUCCCAUUGCCCAUUGUCAUUCUCCCAUAUUCAUGUUCUUGAAUUUCCCUGUUGUUUCUUCACGCUCUUUCCAUGUUGUUACUUGUGUAAUGUUUCUCCUUCGGACAUUGUGUUGUUGUUAAGCAACUGAAAGCUGUGAUCAUAAGAAACCAUUGUCUCUCAGUGUCGGAGCAUAAAUGUGGAGCAUAAAUGUUAUAUCUGGUGAUC
Tarenaya hassleriana is the source of this 2254-nucleotide messenger RNA. Its product is annotated as disease resistance RPP13-like protein 4. Gene Ontology annotation, biological process: defense response to other organism. The record is from RefSeq and is a predicted model, not a curated record. Bases 1 to 2037 code for a protein of 678 amino acids. NCBI's taxonomy places the organism in Eukaryota, Viridiplantae, Streptophyta, Magnoliopsida, Brassicales, Cleomaceae. The transcript is spliced from 2 exons.